CUCCUUCGGUAGUGGUGGUGGUUGAGAUAAAUGUUAAUAUCAUCCUACCGGAGACAUAGCUCAGUCAGUUUGAGAAUAGCGCGGGACCCAAAAAGAAGCAGCUGAUAGACGAAAAGGAAAAUGUCUUUUGCUAUGAUAACGGAACCGCCCGGGCCCGAAGCCAUGGACCUGGCCGAGAAAGAACUGAGGGAAACUGAGGAGAACGUGCAAAAGGGUCUCGAGACCCUGAAAAAGCUUCUCGAAGAGGACAAAACACUUCACUACAGUACCGAUAGUGAUUUUCUCAUGAUUUUCCUCCGGCCUUGCAAAUUUUAUCCGGAGAGCGCGCUGGAGCUAAUGAGACGCGCCGCAGACUUCAAGGUGAAGCACGCGGCCCUGCUGCAUAAUUUAAUGCCGAGCGACGAAAAGGAGGCCUUCACCGAGCACAAUAUUGUUAACGUACUGGUAAACAAAGAUCAUAAAAAUCGCAGGGUAUUGAUAGUGAAUGCCGGCAAACUCUGGAAUCCAUCCAAAGUCAACUGCGAUCAGAUGUUUCGGAUGUUCUAUUUGAUACACGAAUUGGCCAUGCAGGAACCGGAGACGCAGAUAUACGGCACGGUGGUAAUAAUGGAUUUUGAUGGGCUAUCCAUGAAACAAGUGACGGGAUUGACGCCAUCCUUCAGUAUGAGACUCCUUAGUUUUAUUCAAGACGCGAUGCCACUGCGUUUAAAAGAGGUGCAUUUUGUAAAGCAACCAUUCCUGUUUAACAUGGUGUGGCAAAUGUUCAAACCGUUCGUCCGAGAGAAAUUAAGGAAGCGCAUGUUCUUCCAUGGCUCCAAAAUGUCUUCGCUUCACGCGCACAUCCCACCGAGUCAUCUGCCCAAAAAUUACGAGGGUGAAUUGGCAGAAAUAGAUUACGGCAGCGUCGAUUGGUAUCCAGUAAUGGUGUCCAAUGAAGACAAAAUUAGAGACUGGAACAGUUAUGGACGUCGCAAGAAUAACUAAAUUAAAUUUUCACGAGCUAGUUGUCGGUGUAGAAAUUGCUAAAUAUAUUUCUUUGCAACUCAAAUGGAUUCCAGACUAUAGACAAUCUAAUGUAAUAAGCAGGGUUGUGAAAGUUACUCAAAAACAUUGACAAAACGUUCCUUAGCAAUUAUUUUCUUGUAAUAAAAAUAAAAAUAUCACAUGUGCAUUUGAA
Messenger RNA from Vollenhovia emeryi, 1177 nucleotides. RefSeq names its product alpha-tocopherol transfer protein-like. Gene Ontology annotation, molecular function: phosphatidylinositol bisphosphate binding. Gene Ontology annotation, cellular component: membrane. NCBI's taxonomy places the organism in Eukaryota, Metazoa, Arthropoda, Insecta, Hymenoptera, Formicidae. The record is from RefSeq and is a predicted model, not a curated record. The transcript is spliced from 5 exons. Bases 121 to 984 code for a protein of 287 amino acids.